UAUUGUUAUUUUGUUUUUGCUAUUGUCUUGUCCUUUUUUAUGAAGAAAAAUUGUGUGGGAUUGUAUAUCUACCGAGUAAAAUCAUCCUUGAAAGCUCAAAUUUCUCAAAAUGAGAUUGUUGACAAGACCUUUCCGGCGGAGCUACGCAACCUUUGUGGAAUCUUUGAAGCCGGUGCCGAGAAACAAGCUUGUCAGGGUGCGAUUUGCACCCAGUCCAACAGGCUACCUCCAUCUGGGAGGUCUGCGGACCGCUUUAUACAACUACCUCUUUGCAAAAUCCCAUGGCGGCCACUUCAUUUUGAGGAUCGAGGACACUGACCAGUCCAGAGUGGUGCCAGGAUCCAUCAAACAGCUGGAGGAGGACCUCAAUUGGGCUGGAGUUGUCCCUGACGAGGGUCCCAGCGCCGGAGGAUCUUACGGCCCGUACAUACAGUCCGAGAGGGUUCACCUUUACAAAAACCAGGCUCAAAUUCUGGUUGACUCUGGUGCAGCCUACCCCUGCUUUUGCUCAGAAAAGCGGCUGGAGUUGCUCAGGAGGGAAGCAAAUAGGCUCAGACAAACGCCUAAGUACGACAAUAAAUGCAGGAAUCUGCCCAAAGAAGUGGCAGAACAAAAAAUUAAAUCAGGCGAACCACACUGCAUCAGAUUCAAACUCUCACCUCUAACUGAAGCAGUAACUGAUAUGGUCUGUGAUAAACUGGAGUACCAGCCUUGUGACAAUGAGGGUGAUCCAGUCAUUUUGAAGCAAGAUGGGUUUCCAACAUACCACUUGGCAAACGUCGUUGACGACCACAUGAUGGUGAUCACUCACGUUCUUCGCGGAAUUGAAUGGCAUAUAUCCACACCAAAACAUAUACUCCUUUACAAGGCAUUUGGCUGGGAUCCGCCGAAUUACGCGCACUUGCCUCUUAUAAUGAACUCGGAUGGGUCUAAACUUUCCAAAAGACAAGGAGACGUGCAGAUUCGCAGCUACGGAGAGAGGGGCAUCUUCCCUCUGGCAUUGAUAAACUACGUUACCAAAGCAGGAGGUGGUUUUAGGAAUAUGGACCACGACAAAAUUUAUUCUAUUGAAGAACUCCAGGAAACUUUUGACAUUGAAUCCAUGCACAAAAAUUCCUGCAAACUCACAGACAGGCUGGGAGACUACAACAGAGAAACAUUGAAAAUUGCAGUCCAAGACGAAAAUCAACUUGGAGAGAUAGUCGGAAACGUUAUUAAAAUGGUCCAGGACAGCUAUCCGCAAAACAAGGAUCUGGAUGUCAAUGAUGAGCAUGUUAGGAAGAUAGUUUUGUGGAGUCAGAAUAGGAUUCAAGUUUUGAAAGACCUUGUGAGCCCAUCUUUGUCUUUCCUUUGGAAUGUGCCCUCCGAAAAACAAAUUUGUGAUUCAAACAUUGAUGCAGAUCAACUGGACUUGGUCAUCAAUGAGCUCAAGAAGGAGAUAUCAUUCACGGAAGAUGUAAUCAAAGUCGUCCUUAAAAGAAUUUCUGAGGAAAAUGGUAUUCCAUUUAAGAAGCUGAUGCUGACACUGAGGACAGCAAUGAGCGGUUUAAAAGAGGGUCCAGGAGUAGCAGAAAUCAUGGAUAUUCUAGGAAAGGAUUCAGUGAUCACAAGGCUUACAAGGGCUAAACUUUAUUUGACAAACAAGCACAGGAUUGUUGAAUUUCACAAACAAUAAAAGUCAGAAAUCGAAAAAUCCA
Molecule: messenger RNA, 1697 nt
Organism: Cloeon dipterum
Lineage: Eukaryota; Metazoa; Arthropoda; Insecta; Ephemeroptera; Baetidae
Gene: GluRS-m
Product: putative glutamate--tRNA ligase, mitochondrial
Exons: 8
Coding region: 110-1675 (521 amino acids)
Biological process (GO): glutamyl-tRNA aminoacylation
Cellular component (GO): mitochondrion
Molecular function (GO): glutamate-tRNA ligase activity; ATP binding; tRNA binding
Source: RefSeq, a predicted model, not a curated record